This is a messenger RNA of Fulvia fulva, 1236 nucleotides long. Its product is annotated as Biotin synthase, mitochondrial. NCBI's taxonomy places the organism in Eukaryota, Fungi, Ascomycota, Dothideomycetes, Mycosphaerellales, Mycosphaerellaceae. The record is from RefSeq and is a predicted model, not a curated record. Gene Ontology annotation, cellular component: mitochondrion. The transcript is spliced from 2 exons. The coding region runs from base 1 to 1236 and encodes 411 amino acids. Gene Ontology annotation, molecular function: biotin synthase activity; 2 iron, 2 sulfur cluster binding. Gene Ontology annotation, biological process: biotin biosynthetic process.
AUGGCGCUGACUCUCCUGCCUAGGCGAGCAGCUGUUCGUUCAUUACACGCUUCAUCCUCGGCCUGCACUCGGUCGUUCAGCACACCCGUCAACGAUGCCUUCUCCCCAAUCUCGGCAACCCCUCCCCCUCCUCCAGAAGGUAGCAACGCGCUAUGGAGUGCAGUGAAUGCUCGCACACCCAGGUACGACUGGUCGAAAGAUGAGAUCCGGGAGAUAUACAACACCCCGCUCAUGGAGCUGGCUCACCAGGCGGGCGUGCUACACCGUCGUUUCCACUCUCCGUCAGCUGUCCAAAUGUGCACUCUCAUGAACAUCAAGACCGGUGGCUGCAGUGAAGACUGCUCAUACUGCGCCCAGUCGUCCCAGUACAACACUGGUCUCAAGGCAACGAAGAUGUCUCCCGUCGAUCAAGUCCUCGAGAAGGCUCGGAUAGCGAAGAGCAACGGCAGCACACGCUUCUGCAUGGGUGCAGCCUGGCGAGACAUGCGAGGCCGCAAGACCAGCCUCAAGAAUGUCAAAGCCAUGGUCGAAGGGAUUCGCUCAAUGGACAUGGAAGUGUGCGUGACCCUUGGCAUGAUCGAUCAGAACCAAGCCCACGAGCUCAAGGCUGCCGGUCUGACAGCAUACAAUCACAAUGUCGAUACCUCGAGAGAGCAUUAUCCCUCGGUCAUCACAACCCGCUCGUACGACGAACGACUUCAAACUUUGGCCAACGUCCGACAAGCUGGCAUAAAUGUCUGCAGCGGCGGCAUCCUUGGCCUUGGAGAGAAGCCAGAAGACCACGUCGGUCUCAUAUACACUGUGUCAACACUUCCAGCGCAUCCUGAAUCCUUCCCGGUCAACGCCCUGGUACCGAUCAAAGGCACACCCCUUGGGGACUCCAACAAGAAGAGGAUCGAAUUCGACGCUAUUCUCCGUACAAUCGCUACAGCGCGUCUAGUAAUGCCAGCGACCAUCAUUCGUAUCGCCGCAGGCCGGACGACUAUGUCUGAAUCAGAACAGAUUCUGUGCUUCUCUGCGGGUGCCAAUGCCGUAUUCACCGGUGAGAAGAUGUUGACCACAGAUGCUGUGGGCUGGGAUGCGGAUAAGGAGAUGUUCCAAAAGUACGGCCUCGUACCGAUGAAGAGUUUUGAGCGUGGGGGCUUUCGCGAGACGAGCUGGUCCGCCUUGAAAGCGGAGGCUGCAGCGACUCCUGUCGUCGAGGCUGCUGCGACUCAGCAGACCGCCACUGCGUAG